AUGGUGCCAAGGAGGAUAUUGCUUAUAUCCGCAAACGGAAUCUUUUCUUUAUGCGCAUCAUCUGACGGAGAAAUCCGUUCAUGGAACCUUAAAUCUGAUUCUAUGAUUCGUAGGUUUCAGGGCCACACAGAUAAGGUUUUAUCUGUUUCCAUAUCAAAAGAUGAUAGGAGGAUCGUAUCUGCAUCAUCUGAUCAUUCUAUCAGGCUAUGGAAUACCAUUGGUGACUGUAAGCACACUCUGCAGGGACACAAAGCUGGCAUCAAUCGUGUAAGAUUUGUCCCAAAUCGUGAGGGGAAGCCCAUCAUUGUGUCUUCUUCUUUGGACAACACGAUUAAGAUUAACCGUCUGUGA
Molecule: messenger RNA, 351 nt
Organism: Erigeron canadensis
Lineage: Eukaryota; Viridiplantae; Streptophyta; Magnoliopsida; Asterales; Asteraceae
Product: guanine nucleotide-binding protein subunit beta-like protein
Exons: 1
Coding region: 1-351 (116 amino acids)
Biological process (GO): rescue of stalled cytosolic ribosome; positive regulation of protein phosphorylation
Cellular component (GO): cytosol; nucleus
Molecular function (GO): protein kinase C binding; ribosome binding; translation regulator activity
Source: RefSeq, a predicted model, not a curated record